Molecule: messenger RNA, 2735 nt
Organism: Lutzomyia longipalpis
Lineage: Eukaryota; Metazoa; Arthropoda; Insecta; Diptera; Psychodidae
Gene: Sf3b2
Product: splicing factor 3B subunit 2
Exons: 2
Coding region: 107-2428 (773 amino acids)
Biological process (GO): mRNA splicing, via spliceosome
Cellular component (GO): catalytic step 2 spliceosome; precatalytic spliceosome; U2 snRNP
Source: RefSeq, a predicted model, not a curated record
UACACUCUCCGGAAAAAUAGAAACGUCAAAAUUUUAGUAAACAUUGCCGAUAAUUUUGCUUUUUUGACCGGAAAAGUGCACAAAAAGUGUGAAAAUUGUGUGAAAAAUGACUGAGGGAAAUGCUGAGCAAAUCCCGCAGAAUGCUUUCGAUUCAAUGGCAGAGCAUGAAGCGGAAAUGCAGAGACAGAUUAUGAGUGUACCCCCAUCAAUGGCUGUGCCUCCUCCGGGGAUUCCACCUCCCGGAAUACCUCCAACGGGGAUUCCGCCACCGGGAGUGCCACUGGGGCCGCUUCCAGCACCAGGAACAAUGUCUGUGCCACCUCCGCCAGUUCCCGGAGGGCCACCAGGAGCAUGGAGUCAACCAGAUUCGGGAAAUGAGAGUGAUGAGAAGAUUCCCUCAUUGAUGUCUCUUGUGCUGGAUAAGCCAGACGAGGUGAAGGCUAAGAAACCCGUUGAGGUGGUGCUGCCGAAAGCUCUGGAGGAGGUGCUGGCGCUGAAAGAUCAACGAGCAAUGGAGCUGGGAGGGCAGGCUGAGGACAUCAUGAAAGCCACACAACCUCCACUGUCGACGGGUGUAAUUAGUACGGACUAUGCAGAUGCCGAUGUGGAUUCUGACGAUGAGGUUGAUCUUGCAACAGCACCAGAACCUCAAGCUGCCAAAGCUGAAGGGAAGGUGGACAAAAAUCGCCGAAAGAAGAAGCGAAAGAAGCAAAAUCGGCAGCAGAGACUUGCUGCCCAGCGUGAAGCUGAGGCAAAGAAAGAGGAGGAGGGUAAAAAGGAUGACGGGGCGCAGGAAAAGCCGCCAAAGGUGACGGAAGAAGGGGAGGAAGAUGUGCAAAUUGAGUACGUUCCGGAAAAGAUCACAAUUGCCGACUUGGCACCGAUGUAUCGUCAAUUCUAUCGUGUUUUUGAGUUGUUUAAGAUCGAAGAGAAGCGCCCCAAUGAGGCUGCUCUGGCGGAACAGGCAGCAGCUGAGAAGGCUGCCAAAGAGAAGGCAAAACUCGUGAUGGAGGACAUGGAUGAGGAGGAGGAGUUUGAGCAGGAAAAACUCGAUGACAAGGAGCGAAUGUCAAAGCGGAAGAUGAAGAAACUCACGAGGCUCAGUGUGGCUGAGCUGAAGCAGCUCGUGAGUCGUCCGGAUGUGGUUGAGAUGCACGACGUCACAGCACGUGAUCCAAAGCUCCUGGUACAGCUGAAGGCGCAUCGGAAUACAGUUCAGGUGCCGCGGCAUUGGUGCUUCAAACGGAAGUACCUCCAGGGGAAGCGUGGCAUUGAGAAACCUCCAUUUGAUUUGCCGGCAUUUAUAAAGAAGACAGGAAUUAUGGAGAUGCGGGCAUCGUUGCAGGAGAAGGACGAAGCAAAGACACUCAAGGCGAAGAUGAGGGAACGGGCAAGGCCCAAAAUGGGGAAGAUUGAUAUUGACUACCAGAAGCUGCACGAUGCCUUCUUCAAGUGGCAAACAAAGCCCCGGAUGACGAUACACGGGGAUCUCUACUACGAAGGGAAGGAAUUUGAGACGCGACUGAAGGAGAAGAAGCCGGGAGAUCUUUCGGAGGAGCUGAGAACGGCUCUGGGAAUGCCAAUUGGACCGAAUUGUCACAAAAUUCCACCUCCGUGGCUCAUUGCACAACAACGGUAUGGACCACCGCCCAGUUAUCCGAAUCUCAAGAUUCCCGGACUUAAUGCUCCAAUUCCGGAUGGAACUUCCUUUGGGUACCACGCUGGAGGAUGGGGAAAGCCGCCGGUGGAUGAAAAAGGGAAACCCCUGUAUGGUGAUGUCUUCGGGACGAAUGCUCUGGAUCAGGAUAGUGGGAUUGAUGAUGGGGAUAUUGAUCGGCAGAUGUGGGGUGAGCUGGAGUCUGAAUCUGAGGAAUCGAGCGAGGAAGAGGAGGAAGAGGGUGAAGAUUUGGGCAAUGCUCCCGAUGAGAGUGGUCUUGUUACCCCAGCUGAAGGCCUCGUAACUCCAUCCGGGCUGACGAGCGUCCCAGCUGGCAUGGAGACCCCGGAUACGAUUGAAUUGCGCAAGAAGAAGAUUGAGAGUGAGAUGGAGGACAAUGAGACUCCGGUGCUUUACCACGUACUUCCGGAGAAGCGAAAUGAGCGCAUUGGGGCAUCCAUGAUGGCUUCAACGCAUGUUUAUGACGUUGCGGGGCACCUCAAGGCUCCGCCACCGCCACGAUUCCCACCCAUUGGGGAACGCGAAGGAAUGGUAGAGUUGGCGCUUGAUCCCUCAGAGCUGGACAUGGACAAUGAGGCCAUGGCUCAGCGGUAUGAGCAGCAAAUGCGUGAACAGCAGAGUCAUCUGCAGAAGGAGGAUCUUUCGGACAUGCUUGCGGAGCACGUGGCGCGACAAAAGUCAAAGAGGAAGCGCCAGCAGGUGGACACCAGCAGCAAACAGGCCAAGAAGUACAAGGAGUUCAAGUUCUAAAGGCUCUGAAAGAUCUCCAAAUUCCUGACUCUGACCGGAAGAUUAAUUCCCGCAUAUCUUAUCGGGGCGAUACAGAGUGAAGAAAUCACGGCUUGAAAUUAAUUUUUGUGCUAUUUUUAUCGUCAUAUUUUCACCGUUUGAUAACAAGAAGGUGAGGUGAGAAGAAAAAAAGAAAACAGUUCCGAGAAUUUUUAUUUCUCCGUUUGCUGAUUAAAAAAAAAUAAUUUAAUGCAAAUUGCAGCAUUUUCAACCAUUUUCAUGUAAUAAGAAGAAAAAUAAAGGAAAAAUAAAUAAGUUUUUUGUCAAA